CGGCAUCUACCGUCCUGAGAGCGUCCCCGCCUCUUUCGAGACUCUUCGCAUUCCUCUGUAUAGUUUACACUCUUCUAAGGUACGCGACGACUGCCUCGCCUUUUUCAAUGCCAUGUCUCGCACCCAGCUGUCCAGAUCAUUGAAUUCUUCACCACAACCAUUGGAGACAAAACCACAUGUACAACAUCUCUAAACAUCCAUCAGACCCUGGCCUCUGCCAAAUCUCUCUACCAGAGCUCCCUUUCCCCGGAUCUCCAGAUCUUAGCACGGCUGCUGGCAUGGACAUCCCCAGCCCAGCCGGGCGGAGAGCACGGCCGAGUCAGGGGCGCGGGAAACUGUUAGGUAAUGGCUUGAUGGGAAUCGACAGACCAUGCAUCUUGAUGUUUCCAACUAGUCUGGAUGGACGAAGACAGCUCAUGGACAGUAACAGCCUAAGGAAGCCUAUUUUUACAGUAUAUAUUCUAUCCAAAUUUUACACCAUAGAUAUAUUAGUUAGGCCAGAAAUUAUCUUAUAUUACUAUUGCCAGUCGCAGCCCGAGUAUACUUAUUGGAUUCUAGCGUUAUUCCAAUCGAUUUUGUCAUCAGGGCCAGUAUCAUCCUUGCCGCUAUGCCAAAUAAAGCGCUUGCAGCUGCCCCCGGAGAGUCGCUUCCCUCUGACAACGAGAGACAUCUGGAAUGCGACACAGUGUAGAAACAUGUUUUCAGGGCGAUAAAUAAUGAAUUGAGGGGCAUAUGCAAUCAGAGCAUAAAUCGAGACGGAGAACGUAGAAAUUCUUGAUCGUCUAGAGUAGUUACGCGUUAUUACCAGCAUACUACAAUAGGCGGUGGACCUUGUCUCCGAUCUGAUCAAUAUCCUCUCAGUCAUCUACUCAAUCAUUUCGGGGGAGGCCACAUGAUAUAGAA
Ilyonectria robusta is the source of this 903-nucleotide messenger RNA. RefSeq lists its product as uncharacterized. Bases 177 to 713 code for a protein of 178 amino acids. NCBI's taxonomy places the organism in Eukaryota, Fungi, Ascomycota, Sordariomycetes, Hypocreales, Nectriaceae. The transcript has a single exon. The record is from RefSeq and is a predicted model, not a curated record.